AUGCCGCUGUCGGCUGUGUUUCUCAUACCGCCUCCGGCCCUAAAAGACGUGUCAUCCAGCAAUAUAUUGGGUCAUCUGGCCCUGAAGUUCGGCGCUACACCACUACAUGAUACACCAACGCACACGCCAUUCACGCUCAAGCACGAGCUAUCGGUAACAACGUCGUCAUUAUUGCCAGGACAAGCAUCUACCAGAGGCUACAUGCAAGUGCUGCAGCUCUCGGCCAGCGCUGACAUACAUUAUAUUGGUAUCACCCAACCGAACGAGCCAAUCAGUCUGGCCACAGUCCCUACCAGCGGCAUCGAGAUGUACAAGGCCAUGAUGCAAGCAAAGAUGCAGGCGCUGUGGAGGAAUCGUCAUACCCUCACCGUCACUGAUGGACAGGCUGUGCGACUUAAGGUACCCGCUGGACCCAUUGAGUUGCGUGUUGGUGACCUCAGAGCCGAUAACAAUGUAUUUCAAGGCGUGCUACUGGAAGUCACUCGAACUCACACAGAGGGCAUCCCCGAUGAGUAUUCGCAAGCGGACGAGGCUUUGAUCCAGGAACUGGCGCGGAGACUGCUCGAAGGCCUGCCAAUCUCGUUGGACGAGGAGGGCGUCGGAUCGCAUCUUUGCUACACCGAGACCAUUGUUGAGCCACAUCCAAGGCAUAUCAACCAGGACAAGAAGACAAGGGCCUUGGGGCUCGCUGAGGCGUAUAUGGAGGUACUCCGGAAAUAG
This is a messenger RNA of Cyphellophora attinorum, 720 nucleotides long. RefSeq lists its product as uncharacterized. The record is from RefSeq and is a predicted model, not a curated record. Gene Ontology annotation, cellular component: mediator complex. Bases 1 to 720 code for a protein of 239 amino acids. The transcript has a single exon. Lineage: Eukaryota; Fungi; Ascomycota; Eurotiomycetes; Chaetothyriales; Cyphellophoraceae. Gene Ontology annotation, biological process: regulation of transcription by RNA polymerase II. Gene Ontology annotation, molecular function: transcription coregulator activity.